This is a messenger RNA of Eublepharis macularius, 1535 nucleotides long. RefSeq names its product HAUS augmin-like complex subunit 8. The record is from RefSeq and is a predicted model, not a curated record. The coding region runs from base 66 to 1343 and encodes 425 amino acids. Lineage: Eukaryota; Metazoa; Chordata; Lepidosauria; Squamata; Eublepharidae. The transcript has 10 exons.
GUCACGUGGGCGGCGGAGGGCGGCCAUGAUAGCUACUGAGGCAACCCUACACCGGAAGGGCCGCCAUGACUGUUACUAGGGGAAACUCUCCCACGCCUCGCAAAGGGCGAACAAAGCCAAAGGCGCGGCCCAGGCUCGGCGCCGGAGACACGAGGCCGCCGCCGCCACCGCCUCUCCACAUCCCCCGUCCGGAAGGCGUAACGGGCGAAGCCGGAAGCGGAGACUUUCUAGCGCAUCACUUCCGCCCUCCGCGACAUCUCGCUGUCUCCCCGGCCGGGCCAGUGCGCAUGCGCUUUCCUUCAAAGUGCGGCGGGGCGGGAACCGGGCGCUGGUCGGGGGCGGCCAUGGCGGAGGCGGCUCCGAGCCCCAAGCCCAAGGGAGGAAGAAUUGUGCCAUCCCGUUACUUGCAGUAUGACAGAAAAGUUGCUGGGAAGCAGGUGGAGAGUUGCCUGUCUGGCACUAAAGGGUUUGAGAGGGCAGCCUCUGCAAAGAGACCCCCUGUUCAGUUACAGAAGCAGAAAGCUACCUCUGAAACGAUGCUACAGUCAACUCUGCUGGAAAAUCAUGGGAAUGCUCGACUUGACCUGGAGUUCUCUGCGAUUGAUGGCCGUCCAGACAAAACCCGCCUUCAGACACCACUCUCAAAGGCAAAUGCUGCCGUGAAAGGCGCCUCCAGGAGAGAGCAGACCCUGAUAUCCACUGAUCCAGACGAUUUGACUGGAGUGCUGGGAUCUCACGCACUGCUUUUAACGUAUGCCUUAAUAAAGAUGGAGAAAAACCUUGCCCUUCUGGAGCGGGAAGCGGAAAGGAACUUGCUAGCGCUCUCCGAGGAACGGGGGAAGCUUCAGGAGGAGGCACACAGGAAGAAGCGUAGACUUCUGCGGCUGAAGAAAGAACAGGAGCUCUUGGAUACCCUGGACAGACAGCUUGAAGUGCUUGUUCCUGUUUCUGAGCAAUGUGUCAGGUUCCAGGAGGAGUACAGCAACUUCGCCACAGCCCUGGACUCAACGCGGCACGAGCUGCCCAUUAAGGGGAUCCAUAUGGGAGAGAACCAGAGUCAGUUCCUAGCUGACUUGCAAGAACAGCUGACUGCCACUCAGAGCAUCCUGGAGGGGAAUCUACAGGAACACUCUGAGCACAACACCAAAGUUUUGGAUGUUGUGAAAGAGCUGGAGGAGGCAUCUCUGAAGCUGAACGAUGAACUCCAGAGGAGCUUUGCUGGUGUUCUGAACCUUUCUGUUGAUGUGAGCAAGGAGGUCUCGCUGCAUUACCAAAAAACAUGCGAAGAUACCUUGGGGCUGGAGGCCAUGAGGCAGUUGUACUUCCCCCAGAGCAGUUCUUGAACCGCUGGCCACAAUAGGAGGUUGGACUUCAAGCCUCUUCACCUUGUGACGGAUUGAGUGGUGAAGCUGCAGUGCAUUGGCUGGAAUUGUUCACCUCCCUCCUCCAUAAAUGACUCCUCUCAGCUACCACUUCAGCCAAGAAAGCAAAGUUCCUAUACUGUCUUUUCCAUUAAAUACUUUUUGUCUGCUUCA